UGUCAGAAUUGUUUUGUAUCCAAUUUUCAAACGAACGGAUUCUUUUUGUGUCAACCAUAAGCGAAUUGCGUACACAAAAAGUGAUCAAAUUGAAACACUUUCAUUGAGAAGAAUAUUUUUGUUGCAGAAUGGCAGAUCUUGACGAGACUAUGGAAAUUGAAGUGAUAAAUGAAGGAUCCGACAUAAAAAGACGAAUAACCUAUAUUACAUCAAAAAUAAAAGAGUAUCAGGACAAAGUAAAGGAAAUUAUAUCCAGUUAUUAUGUCGAUUUCGUACCUAGCUGUUACGCUAAUGUAUCUAUUAUGAAGAACGGAAAAAUGCUCGAGGAUGACAUCAAUAAAGUUGUUGGCCUAAUCAACCAGGACACGUCAUGGCAGCAUCAAACAACACAAGAAACUAUGCAGCACUAUCGUGAGGAGCUGAGUGAGGCUAUUUUAGGCUACAAAACUUCAUUCAAGUUGCAGACAAUCCACAGCCUCUUUGAAAUGAUAACGCGAUCCGGAGAUGACCAUCAAAAGUUAAUACAAAUCCUCGAGAAAAUUAAACUGUUGCUCAACGAUGGAACCGACCCUAUCUUGACGAGAUUGGAAUGUUAUCAGAACAUAAGGCUUCGUUAUCACGAAGAGUAUCAGAUACUUCUAAAUAAUCUCCAUAAGAAGUUCGAAUCGUUAAUUCAGUUCAACGAGAAACCAUUCCAGAACAUGAAAACUGUUACGAUUAGAAUUAAAAAGGACGAGGAUAAAUUGCAUCAGGUUAUAACGGCGUUGAUUCAAACUAAUUACAAUGUUCAACGGAUUUGUAAAUUUCUUAUGGAUAACGUUUUUGAGCCUAUUAUUACAAGACCAGUUUCAUUAACAUCCAAUGAGGACGAAGGUGAUUUUGUAACACUACAGCUGUCUUAUCAACUAAAGUCUAGUGAUGAUUUGCGGCCCAAUUAUAAAACGAUUUUUCAAAAAAUUAUGGAAACAUUCUACUGCUUGGGGCAUAUGAACAUAAUCAUCUCAGAACAUCAGUGCAUUUUCUCCAUCAUAGCGAAACACAUUAAGGGGGAUUUUUGUAAACUACUUAUCGAGAGCUGUUUACAAAAUGAUAUCCCAGACACAAUCACCGAAAUGAACGAAUGUAACAUCAUUCAGGCUAUUCAAGAGUUCAAUAAAUUUCUAAAGGAUAUGCUUUUCUUGGAUAACGAAAACGAUCAAGCGCUGGAUGAAUAUGCCAGUAAGAUUGAGGUAUUAUUUCAGAAGAAAUUUUGUAUGAACAUUAUGACCAGCGCUAUUGAUAUAAUGAAAAAAGAUUUGCACGAAAUGGUUCUCAUUGAAGAGUGUGAGUAUAAUUUUUCAAACGGAUCGGACAUCUUUUCCAGUUGUAUGGUAUCGAAAAGUGCGAUUGAGUUGAAAAAACUUCUCGAUAAGAUAGUGGCAGAAGCAAUGUCAAGUGAAAAACAUUUAUCAGACCGUUUAUUGAAAACAAUUGCGAUAAUAUUGGAACGCUACACCAUCGAAGUGUCCCAUAAUCAUGAGAAACUGUUGCUCAAAAUCCCACAGCAAACUGCCUUGUUUCACAACAAUUGUCUGUAUUUAUCGUUCUGGAUGCAAAAGAAUGCCAGCAAACUGGACGGUGGCAAUUCAUUUGUUUUGAUUGGAAAUGCGCUUCGUGACCAGGGAACUAAAACAUUCAACAGCCAACUGCAGAAUCAACGCGCAGUACUUUUACAAUCACUGGAAGGAUUCGAUCUAGCCGACACUGUUGUUGAACUGGGGCCUGAGCCUCAAAAGGCUAUAAGACAGUGUAUGCGACAGCUCGAUGUGCUGAAAAGCGUUUGGCAAACAGUAUUGACGGAGCAUGUAUAUAAAACCAGUAUGGGUGGACUACUGACCCUUCUUUGUGCAGAAAUCAUCAAAAGAAUAUUUAAGCUCGACGAUAUAACCGAUUCCAUGGGACAUGGUCUGGUAGAUGUUAUCGGUAUAAUGCAGGAAAAAGCGCCCCAGUUGUUCAAGAAUCCGACUGACAUAACGAUAAUAGUGAAAAAUUGGAUGAAACUGGUACAACUUAGCAAAAUUCUUGACGCAUCUUUGGUGGAAAUCACCGAAAUGUGGGCAGAAGGAAAGGGACCACUUACACUGAAUUUCAAAUCCGAGGACAUCAAACAUUUGAUAAAGGCACUGUUCCAGAAUACGAAACAUCGCCAAAUUUGUCUAGCAUCAAUAAUACAGCCAUGAUGUGAAUAAACACAAGUCCCGUUUUCAUUUUUGUUUGUUAACACUUUGCCGUCCACAGGUCUCGUAAAAAUGUAUUCGCUUAGCGCCGGCAGCGAUAAUUCGGAUUAUUUGGCUUAUCACCGGCCAUUCUUGACAUUAUCGGGAAAUUAUAAAUUGUUAAGUUAGUCGUUAGUUCUCAUAAAUUUUCAACCCUGUUACCCUAAUUUCAUGAAAUUUCGAAGAUAUACAUACGUAAAUACAUAUUACAAACGUGUCCAUA
Toxorhynchites rutilus septentrionalis is the source of this 2478-nucleotide messenger RNA. It is a transcript of the gene Zw10, whose product is annotated as centromere/kinetochore protein zw10. The record is from RefSeq and is a predicted model, not a curated record. The transcript has 4 exons. Lineage: Eukaryota; Metazoa; Arthropoda; Insecta; Diptera; Culicidae. The coding region runs from base 129 to 2219 and encodes 696 amino acids. Gene Ontology annotation, cellular component: RZZ complex. Gene Ontology annotation, biological process: endoplasmic reticulum to Golgi vesicle-mediated transport; mitotic spindle assembly checkpoint signaling.